Messenger RNA from Hibiscus syriacus, 1658 nucleotides. RefSeq names its product pachytene checkpoint protein 2 homolog. Gene Ontology annotation, biological process: reciprocal meiotic recombination; meiotic recombination checkpoint signaling. Gene Ontology annotation, cellular component: chromosome; nucleus. The record is from RefSeq and is a predicted model, not a curated record. The transcript has 14 exons. NCBI's taxonomy places the organism in Eukaryota, Viridiplantae, Streptophyta, Magnoliopsida, Malvales, Malvaceae. Gene Ontology annotation, molecular function: ATP hydrolysis activity; ATP binding. The coding region runs from base 127 to 1503 and encodes 458 amino acids.
UUCCUUUUCAAGCAAUCUAGCGUUUUGGAUUAAACCCUAAAAAACUCCAUCUUUUUUUUUUUUUCCAGAUUCUCUCCAAUGCUAUUCACAUUAUAAUCCGUAGUCAAUUUAAUUACCGAAUCAAAAAUGACAAGCUCUCCCAUGGAGAUUUCCAUUCCAAAAGUCGACGACGUCAAGAUCUGCGAUCAAAACGUCGUCCCUUUAGUACCACCCCCGGCGUCGCCUUCUACUGUGCCUCUUGACAAAUUUCGUGUUUCCGUUGAAGUUUGCUUAAAACCUUCAAGCACAGCUCGGCCUGAUGAUGUCCAAAAAGCCGUUGAACAAAUGCUUGAAAAGAGAAGCCUGAGCUACAUUGAUGGUCCCAUACCUGUGCCUAACGAUGAUCAAUUUCUCAUGGAAAAUGUAUACAGAAUCUGUAUAUGUGACACAGAUGAAUGGGUUAAAAGCCAUGAUAUUCUUUUGUUCUGGCAAGUGAAACCUGUUGUUCAUGUCUUUCAGCUUAGUGAGGAGGGACCAUGUGAGGAAUUAACUGCGGAUGGCCAGUUGUCUAGCUUCAAUGAAUGGAUCCUACCAGCUAAGGAAUUUGAUGGCAUGUGGGAAAGCUUAAUCUAUGAAUCUGGCCUAAAGCAGCGGUUAUUGCGUUAUGCAGCCAGUGCAUUACUUUUUACUGAAAAGGGUGUUGAUCCUUUCCUUGUGUCAUGGAAUCGCAUUAUUCUUUUACAUGGGCCUCCAGGGACAGGAAAGACAUCUUUAUGCAAAGCAAUGGCACAAAAAUUAUCCAUUAGAUUCAGCUCCAGAUAUCCACAGUGCCAAUUAAUCGAAGUUAAUGCACAUUCAUUGUUUAGUAAAUGGUUCUCUGAGAGUGGCAAGUUGGUUGCAAAGCUUUUCCAAAAAAUUCAAGAAAUGGUGGAGGAAGAACACAAUCUGGUAUUUGUUCUAAUUGACGAAGUUGAAAGUCUUGCUGCUGCUAGAAAUGCUGCUUUGUCUGGUUCUGAACCUUCAGAUUCCAUUCGGGUUGUAAAUGCGCUAUUAACUCAGAUGGAUAAGCUGAAAUCAGCUCCCAAUGUUAUAAUUAUGACUACGUCCAAUAUAACUGCUGCUAUUGAUAUUGCAUUUGUUGACAGAGCCGAUAUCAAAGCAUAUGUGGGUCCUCCAACUCUUCAAGCUCGUUACGAAAUUUUAAGAUCCUGCUUGCAGGAGCUUAUGCGGACAGGAAUUAUAUCAAAUAUCCAGGGUUCAAGCCAAUACAUCCUUCUAGACUAUGCUACGUUGAAAGAGAAACUGAAUAUAGAUGAGAAUCAGGAGGUUCAAACAACUAUUCACCUGUGCAAGCAAUUAGCAGAGGCUGCUGAAGCAUGCGAGGGAUUGAGUGGAAGAGCAUUAAGAAAACUACCAUUUUUGGCGCAUGCAGCUCUCGACAACCCUUAUUGUUGUGACCCUAGCAACUUGUUGAACACAAUGAUAGUCACGGCGCGGAGGGAGCGUUCGGAAUUACCGGAUUGAAGUAAUGAAUGUCUGAAUUGGUGUAAAAUUGAUAUGAUGUUUUCAUGCUAAAUUUGUUAAAUCUUUAGCAACAUUCAGUGCCACUGGUGUCUUGUCUAUCCGACUAUAAAUCUUCGCAUGUAAUGAGAAUAUAGGCUACGGGAAGAGAUGCAGAU